Molecule: messenger RNA, 2069 nt
Organism: Danio aesculapii
Lineage: Eukaryota; Metazoa; Chordata; Actinopteri; Cypriniformes; Danionidae
Product: pterin-4-alpha-carbinolamine dehydratase 2-like
Exons: 4
Coding region: 56-472 (138 amino acids)
Biological process (GO): tetrahydrobiopterin biosynthetic process
Molecular function (GO): 4-alpha-hydroxytetrahydrobiopterin dehydratase activity
Source: RefSeq, a predicted model, not a curated record
GGCGCGCCGCGGGCAGCCCUUCAGCGUUACCCGCUCCCUCCGCAGUGCAGUGCUGAUGAUGAGCCGGCUAUUAUUGCGGCUGACCCCGGGCCUGCUGAGUCCGACACACCGGACCACACCGAGCUGCUGCCGGGCUGCUGGAGACCGGACGGGCGCCGCCGGUAAAACGCAGCCGGAGCGUCUCUCUCCAGCGGAACGUCAGCAGGUCCUCCAGGAGCUGAAGGGCAGCGGAUGGACAGAGCUGGAGGACAGAGACGCCCUGCACAGAGAGCUCACCUUCAACACCUUCAACCAGGCGUUCGGCUUCAUGUGUCGAGUGGCUCUACAGGCGGAGAGGAUCAAUCAUCAUCCCGAGUGGUUCAAUGUUUAUAAUAAGGUGCAGAUCACUCUGUGCACUCAUGACAGUGGAGGACUGACGCAGAAGGACGUCCGUCUGGCCAGAUUCAUCAAUAAGGUGGCUCAGUCCCUAUAGCUCGGUCCCCUCAGUGCCUGGAGUCAGGAUCAUUCAGGAUAGGGUCUGUGUCCCCAAAACACCUUCACCUGAUGAUGAUGAUGAUGAUGAUGAGCCGCUGAACGCUCAUUAAACAUCAGAUGUGUGUGUGUAAAUCUGCGGUUUAUCUGCCUCUGUGCUAAUUCAUUCAUUCAUACGUCCAUAUAUACAUUCAUUCAUCCAUUCAUAAGUGUAUUUAUUCAUUAAUGCAUGCAUUCAGUCAUAUCUGUUAAUUUAUUCAUUCAUUCAUAUAUCUGUUUAUUCUUUCAUUCAUCCAUUCAUCCAUUUUUUAUUCAUUUACUUUAUAUAUUAAUCUAUCAAUGCAUCAAUUCAUACAUCCAAUCAUUCAUUUACACAUAUAUAUAUAUAUAUAUCAAUUAAUUCAUUCAUUUAUGUAUUUAUUCAUUCAUUCACUCAUAUCUAUAUAUAUUUACAUUUAUGAAUUAGUUCAUUUUUUUAUCUAUUUGUUAAUUCAUUCAAUCAAUCACUCAUCUGUCUAUUCAUUCCUUCAUAUCUAUCUGUUCAUUCAUUCAUUCAUCUAUUCAUUCAUUCAUAUUCACCCACCCAUUCAUUAAUUCAUUGAUUCACAGUUAGUCAUUUAGGCUGGGGUCUGACUCUGUAAAUAAUAGGCCUGGUGUACUCCUGCAGAUUUAUGGAUCUCCACUCUGCCUCCGUCCAGAGAUCUCUGUGGACCCAUAAAAGCACUGAUGUUUAGCAGAAGCACUUCAGGGCUGUUUGAGGGUUAUAGUUGAGGGAUCAGCGGACUGAAAACACCACUGGCCAGCAGGUGUGAUGAGGUGGUUAAUUAAAUGAAGGUGUUUUUGCCCAAUCAAGCAUGCAACCUCAGGAAAACCUUUCAGGAUGUCAGGAUUUCCUAAAGACACACAGUCAAACAUUAGCAUCAGAAGGAGAAACUCCCUGAUUUCCAGAAGACUGACCGUACUGCAUAUCCAGCACACACAGCCAGAGCUGUCUCAAGGACAUGAUGAGUUUCAGAGGAGGCUCUCAUUCAUUUCCAUCAUUUCUUUAAUUCAUUCACUUUCACCCUUUCAUUCUAAUAACCAUUCACUCAUUUCCAUUCCUUCAUUCAUUCAUUCAUUUCCAUUCUUUUAUUCAUUCAUCUAUUCAUUCAACCAUCCUUAUAUUCAAUUGUUCAUUCACUCAUUUCCAUUACUUCAUUCAUUCAUUCAUUUUCAUUCUUUCAUUCAUUCGAAUAAUCAUUCAUUCAUUUCCAUAAUUUAAUUAACUUGUUCAUUCAUUUAUUCAUUUCCACCCUUUCAUUCCUUCAUCAUUCAGUAAAUCUAUUCAUUCAACUAUCCAUUCAUUCAUUCAUUCAUUCAUUCACCCAUCUCCUGAAGUGUUUCCAGUGUUGUGUGUGUGUCCAUCAGUUGUUUGGUCUGUUCAGUCUGUGUUUAUAGUCACUGCUUUAUUACGGUGUGAUGCAGUCUGGGAGGAACUGACCUUUUAUUAUUAGUGAAACUGAACAUUAGCAGAGAUGUUCACACACAUCCAAAUACACAUAAUCAAUAAUAUUGAUAAAAAAUAACAACAUGAAUAAAUAAAAAUGAAUGAAAAAUAA